AUGUCAAUUUCCAAAGUAGCAACGACCAAUGUGGCAAGUCCUGACGGAACUUCUGAACUCGGAAAGAAGUUCUACCUUAGCAAGGAGUUUGCUGAUGUUCAAAUUGUCUUCGUGGUAAACGAUGAAGAACUUGGACGGGUGCCGUCCCAUAAAAUUAUCCUGGCUGCACACAGUGACGUUUUUCACACAAUGUUCAAUGAAUCAUGGAAAGAGAAAAAUGAAGUGAAAAUCGUCGAUGCAGAUGUUGCGAAUUUUAAAGAAUUCCUUCGUUUCUUCUACUUUGGAACGGUGAAUUUGACCAUAGAAAAUGUAGAUGCAAUCAUGAAUCUCAGCAAUAAAUACAAUGUCACCGAGUGCAAGAAUUUAUGCAGAAAAUUCUUGAAGGCAACAAUGACCAGUGAUAAUAUGCUUUUGAG
Molecule: messenger RNA, 416 nt
Organism: Contarinia nasturtii (swede midge)
Lineage: Eukaryota; Metazoa; Arthropoda; Insecta; Diptera; Cecidomyiidae
Product: BTB/POZ domain-containing protein 3-like
Exons: 1
Molecular function (GO): protein binding
Source: RefSeq, a predicted model, not a curated record